UUCACGCUCGAAGUGUUACGACCAGUCUGUAUACAAAAAAUAUUGAUUUAUGUUACAGGUUGUUAUCUGUUUAGUUGUUACAUGAAACCUUAAUGGAUUUAAGUAUAGACACAGCAUAAACGUUUGCUACUAAAACUAUGACAUUCUGAUAGGAGAAUUAAGAAUAAAAACACCCGUACAACAAUGUCUAAAGAUAAUAUAAAGGGAUUUAUAUUAAAUAACAAUUUAUGUUUAAUUCAGUUAUGGAUAACAUUUAUAGUAACGUGUAGUAUUCAGUUCGCCUCAUGCGAACUUAUCAUUGUUCAGACGGCGUUAGGCAAUAUUUCCGGUUCUAUUGAGGAAGUGACAUCAUACGAUGAUACCGGAAAUCCGUCAGUCAUGUUCUUCGCGCAGUACUUGAGCAUUCCCUACGCCGAACCUCCCAUCCGUUUCCGGCGACCUGAGCCUAAAACUCCGUGGGCUGGGGAGUACAACGGGACGUACUACCGUCCGGCAUGCUACCUCCACGGCGACCCAGCUAGGGUGGGCACAUUUGACGUGAAGACGGUGAUGAUGUCCGAGGAUUGCCUAACGCUCGAUAUAUACGCGCCAAACAGCACUAUCGUUAACCAGUCGUCACUUCCGGUGCUCGUUUUCUUAUACAGUUCCCCAGGAUAUUCCAGCGCCUUCGCUGCCGAUGUUCUGUGCACGGUAGGUGACGUCGUGGUUGUGGUGAUCAACUUCCGUCAAGGUAUGCUGGGUUUCUUUAGUCUAGGUAGCGAAGCAGCGCCCGGGAACUACGGCUUGUUUGAUCAGCAGAUGGCGCUACAGUGGAUUGCAAAGUACAUACAUAGUUUUGGUGGGGACCCCAAAAAGGUGACGCUUGUCGGUCAUUCUUUUGGAGCCUCGAACGCGAUCUAUCACACGCUGUAUCCGGGAAACAGGGGCCUCAUCCACCGUGUGGUCUCACUGAGCGGCACGGCACUGCCACCUUCGGGUGGUAAAUCUUAUGUGCGGAACUCUAUUGAACCGUAUGUGCUUGAGGAGAUAGGCUGUCAGCGGGCGUCAGAUGCAGAAAUAAUGAGCUGCCUUCGAGGAAAGAGUCUAACCGACAUAUUAAACGCCUUAGACGAAAAGUCGUUCACGUUUAGACCCUCAGUUGACGGCACGUUCCUGCGCUCUGAUCCGGAAGUCAUGAUGACCGACCAGGCGAAGGUUGACAACUAUACAGAGGAGCUGGGAUUCCUGAACGUAGAUCUGUUGCUUGGCCUGAACAACAUGGAGGGCGGGACUCAUGUUGCGCUGCUGUGGGCGGAGCGUUUGAACACCACUGACAACGAGUUCAAUGUUAGCAGGGCGGACAUACGGAAGAUCUUAGUUCCCAUGGUAAUAAACUUGACUUACGGUAGUAACAUAUCGCAAUCUAUUACGCAGACCGUUAACUUUCAUUACAACGACUUUACGGGCGCCGACGAUCCCCAGCGUCUACGGCAGCGCGUAGUAGACCUCUUUACGGAUGUGGACGUCGCGGCGCCGCUAGUUCGAACCGCAAACCUUCACGCAUCGCUAGGGCAAGGCAGCACCUACCUUUACCAGUUUUCGGAGCCUUUGAAUCUUACGCAGGCGCCUGUUUGGUUGUCGGGGGCCAACCGCGCCAACGACGUCCACUUCCUGUUUGGAUUCAGUGAGCGAGGUCUGCAGUUUGUGAACCACGUGACGGGAUUCACGCCGACCGUGGAACAGAGGGCUCUGUCAACAAAGCUCAUCAAAAUGAUCGCACAUUUUGCGAUAACUGGAAAUCCAAAUCCGCUCAACGCCGCUGGCGAUCCUCAGUGGCCUGAAUAUGACGCCAUGAGCAUGACGUACCUAGACAUCUCCGCAGCGCACGUGACCCCCAAACACCACUUCCGGGAGCCAUUCAUGACCUUCUGGACGAGCGUGGUACCGGAACUGCUCACUGCGACCUCGCAGAACGCGACUUCUCCGCUUGUGUGCCCUGAGGAAAUCGGUCACAUAAUUAAAGUAAACUUAGUCUCGGCUGAAAACAUCAUCAUCGCUCUCUCCAUAGUCUCCUUCUGUCUGCUAUGCGCAUGCGUGUUGCUCGUCUGCUUAUCGGUAGCGAGGGAGCCGACAUUGUAUAGCAACAGCAAGUACGCGGUGAUGAAGACCCCAAACUUGAGCGAGACCCCCUCUAUUUCGGGCCCGAGCGACAGCUGACUCUAACAGUCAUCGUGGGUCCUGUUUUAUAGCGCAGAAAAUGUGAAGCAAACCCAUUAAAUGAGCCUCGUUCUAAGAAACUUGGGCUUAAUGCAUGUGAGUAAAGUGUCGUCCCAGAUUAGCCUGUCCAGACCGCAUGUGAGUAAAGUGUCGUCCCAGAUUAGCCUGUCCAGACCGCAUGUGAGUAAAGUGUCGUCCCAGAUUAGCCUGUCCAGACCGCAUGUGAGUAAAGUGUCGUCCCAGAUUAGUCUGUCCAGACCGCAUGUGAGUAAAGUGUCGUCCCAGAUUAGCCUGUCCAGUCCGCAUGUGAGUGAAGUGUCGUCCCAGAUUAGUCUGUCCAGUCCGCACAGGCUAACCAUGGACGAUACUUUCCGCCUAGAUUGGAUUUUCUUUUAAAAGAAAUCUCCUUUAAAAGAUUAUUUUCCAUAAAAGCGGAAUGCACAGGCUAAUCUGGCAUGACACUGUAUGCGCAUAUAUUAAGCCCUAUUGUCCAAGAACGCGGCUCAAAUCAUGAACUUGUAUUAUUUAUUUAUGUUGCAGUCGGUUACGUCAGUAUUAUAUUUGUUUUAGCAAAAUUCCAUUUAAAUCAUUAACCUCUAGAUUUCUAACAAGUAACUUGACAUAUAUUACAUAUUCUAUUCACUAUUACAUUGAACGUUAUAUUGUCUUGCCAGUAGCAAGUAUCUCGCCAUAGUAUUAGUAUUCAAAUAUGUUCGUAUGAACUGAAUGUUUAGAGCAUUUUGCGUGGUUUUCGAUUGACGACGAUUGUACAACUGAUUGUUUAUAGUUUAUAACAUGUACGCUUAUGUGUUCUAGUAUUAAUGUAAAAGUAUAUGUAUAGAUUAGCGCAUUUAUUUACAAAUUGUAUAAAGUUUGUAUAUGUAUAAGUUACAAAACUAAUAUUCUAUGUGUUUAUAAACGUUUUAUAUUAUUAUUAUAAUUUAGAUAAUAAAAUGUACGAACAUA
Dreissena polymorpha is the source of this 3162-nucleotide messenger RNA. Its product is annotated as acetylcholinesterase-like. The record is from RefSeq and is a predicted model, not a curated record. NCBI's taxonomy places the organism in Eukaryota, Metazoa, Mollusca, Bivalvia, Myida, Dreissenidae. The coding region runs from base 184 to 2196 and encodes 670 amino acids. The transcript is spliced from 2 exons.